Molecule: messenger RNA, 1516 nt
Organism: Colletotrichum phormii
Lineage: Eukaryota; Fungi; Ascomycota; Sordariomycetes; Glomerellales; Glomerellaceae
Product: mevalonate kinase
Exons: 1
Coding region: 12-1397 (461 amino acids)
Biological process (GO): isopentenyl diphosphate biosynthetic process, mevalonate pathway; ergosterol biosynthetic process; isoprenoid biosynthetic process
Cellular component (GO): cytosol; cytoplasm
Molecular function (GO): ATP binding; mevalonate kinase activity
Source: RefSeq, a predicted model, not a curated record
CCUCAACCGCCAUGCAGAACACACGUUCAUCGCCAUUGACGGAAUCAUUUAUGGUCUCUGCACCAGGAAAAGUCAUCGUCGUGGGUGAACAUGGUGCGGUAUACGGCCAUCCUGCCAUUGCUGCAGCGAUCUCACUACGAUCCUAUCUUUCUGUUCAAACCCUCUUCGACUCCGAGCGCUCCGUCACACUGGACCUCAAAGAUAUUGGCUUGUAUCACACUUGGAAUAUAGACAGUCUGCCUUGGCCGGCCUCCGAUCAUGCCUCCCCCGAAAAUAAACUGUACCAGUGUCACGGUCCCUCUCUCGACAAAGAGCUCCUCGCCUCCAUCAAGCCACUCAUGGAAUCGGUUUCUCUCCAUCAUCCACCAAAUCAGCAAAGGAUACACCGCGGAUCCGCCACGGCCUUUCUCUAUCUUUUCCUCUCUCUGGGUUGCCGGCAAAGCCCUGGAUUCGUGUAUACUCUCCGGUCCACGAUUCCAGUCGGUGCUGGCCUGGGCAGUAGCGCGAGUGUUUGCGUUUGCUUUAGUGUUGCAAUGCUCAUUCAGGGAAAUGCGCUGGGAAGAACCCGUCGCAACCUGGAGAAAGAGUUGGAAUGCAUCAACAGCUGGGCAUAUGCAGGAGAGCUCUGUAUCCAUGGAGAUCCGAGCGGAGUUGAUAACACGGUCUCGUGUCUGGGGAAAGCUGUGCUCUUCCACAAGAUGGCCGACAGGCCUUCCUCUGUCACCCCUCUCGAUAACUUCCCAACACUACCCCUUCUCCUCAUCGACACCAAACAGCCGCGUACAACAGCCCGACAGGUCGAGAACGUGCGAAAGCUUAAAGAUGCAAACCCGGAGGUGAUUGGAUCAAUCUUGGACGCCAUCGGCAGCGUUGCAGAGGAGACGCUGGAGUUCCUCCCCUCUGACGCCACCCACUUCAAUGACGAAAAGAAGCGUGAGGCUAUCGAGAAAUUGGGUGGCCUAAUUCGCAAAAAUCAAAGCCUUUUGAUUCGCCUUAAUGUCUCCCAUCCCUCCCUUGACCGCGUGGAGCACCUCGCAGAGACUGCAAGGAUUGGUUGGACAAAGCUCACUGGUGCUGGAGGCGGCGGCUGUGCUAUUGUUUUGCUCCGGCUGGACGUCAGCGAUAAUGAUAUAAGGGCAUUUGAGCGAGACAUCAAAAAGGAGGGGUUCGUGAAGUACGAGGUUGUCUUGGGGGCUCCUGGUGUCGCUGUGCGUGGGCGCACGGUCUUUGGAAACGGGACAGAGAAGAAGCAAGAUAUUGAACAGAUAGACGAGAAGAAGUUUGCGAAUGCUGUUGAUGCUCGGGAAAUCGAAGAGCUGGUCGGUCUAGGUAGGCUGGAAACUGGUGGCGGAUGGAUGUUCUGGGAACAACAGCUGAACUCUACACAUGGGAUUUAGGAAUUCUUCUCUGUAUAGGGUUACAUUUAGAAUUCAUAAUGGCAAGAUUUUGGUCAGCUCAGCUAUAAGAAGCAGGCCCUAUCUAUUGAUCUCCACGUCAGUGGUUCACAGCAUGAGCC